This is a messenger RNA of Tachyglossus aculeatus (Australian echidna), 2739 nucleotides long. RefSeq names its product solute carrier family 6 member 4 (gene SLC6A4). The transcript has 13 exons. Gene Ontology annotation, cellular component: neuron projection; plasma membrane. Bases 80 to 2041 code for a protein of 653 amino acids. Gene Ontology annotation, molecular function: serotonin binding; serotonin:sodium:chloride symporter activity. The record is from RefSeq and is a predicted model, not a curated record. Gene Ontology annotation, biological process: serotonin uptake; sodium ion transmembrane transport. NCBI's taxonomy places the organism in Eukaryota, Metazoa, Chordata, Mammalia, Monotremata, Tachyglossidae.
CCAAGAACAGCUGGAGAGCUGGGUCUCCGCACCCCAACCGGUUGCAGAUGGACAUCAGCGUCAUCUCCUAACCGGCAGCAUGGAGAAGAAGUCCGGUUCCGAGACCACGCCUCUGAACUCCAAGAAAGAGCCGGCGGCCUGUAAGGACAGGGAAGACUGUCGGGAAAACGGGCUCCUAGCGCAGGACCCCAGAGGGCAAGUGGGCCAGGGGGGCAAGACGGAGUCAGGCCGGAUCUCCAAUGGAUACUCGGCCAUUCAGAGCCCUGGCACCGGGGUGGGAGCCAGCGAGGACUCCCAGUGCCCGCUCCCCCCGGCUUCCACCACCACCACCACCACCACCGUCACUGCCGUCGCUUCAGGGGCCGAGGCUUACCAGGAGGAACGAGAGACCUGGGGGAAGAAAAUGGACUUCCUCCUCUCGGUCAUCGGCUACGCUGUGGACCUGGGCAACGUGUGGCGCUUCCCCUAUAUAUGUUACCAGAAUGGAGGAGGUGCGUUCCUCAUCCCGUACACCAUCAUGGCCAUCUUUGGCGGGAUCCCUCUCUUCUAUAUGGAGCUAGCCCUGGGCCAGUACCACCGGAAUGGCUGCAUUUCCAUAUGGAAGAAAAUUUGCCCAAUUUUCAAAGGCAUCGGCUAUGCCAUCUGCAUCAUCGCCUUCUACAUCGCCUCGUACUACAACACCAUCAUGGCCUGGGCCCUCUACUACCUCAUCUCUUCCUUCACUGAUCAACUGCCGUGGACCAGCUGCAAAAAUCCCUGGAACACGGGCAACUGCACCAACUACUUUGCCGAUGGCAACGUGACCUGGACACCCCAUUCGAAAUCUCCCGCUGAAGAAUUUUAUACCCGCCACGUGCUGCAGGUGCAUCGGUCCGAAGGACUGCACGACCUGGGGGGCGUGAGCUGGCAGCUGACCCUCUGCUUGAUGCUCAUCUUCACGAUUGUCUACUUCAGCAUCUGGAAAGGGGUCAAAACAUCUGGCAAGGUGGUGUGGGUGACGGCUACAUUUCCGUACAUCAUACUAUUUAUCCUGCUCGUCCGAGGAGCGACCCUGCCGGGGGCCUGGAGGGGUGUCCUCUUCUACCUGAAGCCCAACUGGCAGAAACUCCUGGAGACUGGGGUCUGGGUGGACGCUGCAGCUCAGAUCUUUUUCUCCUUGGGGCCCGGCUUUGGGGUCUUAUUGGCUUUUGCCAGCUACAACAAGUUCAACAACAACUGCUACCAAGAUGCCCUGGUGACCAGCUCCGUGAACUGUAUGACCAGCUUCAUGUCAGGAUUUGUCAUCUUCACGGUGCUCGGCUACAUGGCCGAGAUGAGGAACGAGGAAGUGUCCGAGGUGGCUAAAGACACAGGACCCAGCCUCCUGUUCAUCACCUACGCAGAAGCCAUUGCCAACAUGCCGGCUUCCACCUUCUUCGCCAUCAUCUUCUUCCUGAUGCUGAUCACCCUGGGCCUGGACAGCACGUUUGCAGGUCUGGAGGGCGUGAUUACAGCUGUGCUUGAUGAGUUUCCACACAUCUGGGCCAAGCGCCGGGAAUGGUUUGUGCUCGGCCUCAUCGUCACCUGCUUCCUGGGCUCGUUAUCCACCCUGACCUUUGGAGGGGCGUAUGUGGUGAAGCUGUUUGAAGAAUAUGCCACGGGACCAGCCGUGCUCACCAUCGUGCUCCUGGAAGCCAUCGCGGUGGCAUGGUUCUAUGGCAUCACCCAGUUCUGCAGGGACGUGAAAGAAAUGCUUGGCUUCAGCCCGGGCUGGUUUUGGAGGAUCUGCUGGGUAGCCAUCAGCCCCAUCUUUCUCCUGAUCAUCAUCGGCAGUUUUCUGAGCAGCCCCCCGCAGCUCCGACUUUUUGAAUACACUUAUCCCCCUUGGACCAUCAUCCUGGGUUACUGCAUUGGGACUUCGUCUUUCAUCUGCAUUCCCAUCUAUGUGAUCUAUCGGUUGGUCAUCACUCCGGGAACAUUCAAAGAGCGAAUUCUUAGAAGUAUCACUCCAGAGACAGCUACAGAGAUUCCCUUUGGGGAUGUCCGCAUGAAUGCCAUUUAACAAGCUGCCGAGGGAAUGGAAAACAGCAUUCCUAAGUAUAUCUCUCCCUGCCCUGCCUUCCUGCCCCUCUUCCCCUGUCAAAUGAACUGAGUUUCCAGCUGAGCCAAGGAAUGGGAGGGCAAUGCCCGGCCAGACCCUAUGAGCCACGGGCCCCUGGACACGAGGAUCCACAUUCAGAUGCCUUCAGUCUCCCUCUCCCCCAACCCACUUCUUCCCAUGUCAUCCACUGGACAUUGCCAAGAAGCUUCUCACAGUCCUCUGAACUGGUCCACGUGGGAAGUGCGAGGGUGUGUUUGAGUGCUUGGCUGCGGGCAGCUGCUACCGUCCGGAUGCGUGAAGGAGUCGGCGUGAACCACUGUUGGGAAUGUCUCGGCAGCUGGGAUUAGAGUCUGUGAGAGUGCUCCGAUACCUUCUCCAUAUGAGCAUUUGCAUCAGACCAUAUUGUUUGUACUUUCUGAGGGUUCCAGUGUCAAGUGAGUGUAUAACCUGGGUCAGAGAACACAGGGACAUUGUUCUGAUAGCCAUAUAUUAUAUGACUAAUACACACAGCUCUACAGCUGGAAAUUUUUAACAACCCUUGUGUGGCUGUGGAGUAGGCAGAAGAAGAUGUAGUAAGCUAUCCUGGAAAAUAUCGGGGGUGGUGUUUAUACGGACUGUACUACUGUUAACCAUAUUACAUAUCCUAUUGGCCUCCUUUA